Molecule: messenger RNA, 2553 nt
Organism: Cynoglossus semilaevis (tongue sole)
Lineage: Eukaryota; Metazoa; Chordata; Actinopteri; Pleuronectiformes; Cynoglossidae
Product: regulator of G protein signaling 7
Exons: 18
Coding region: 284-1663 (459 amino acids)
Biological process (GO): G protein-coupled receptor signaling pathway; intracellular signal transduction; regulation of G protein-coupled receptor signaling pathway
Cellular component (GO): neuron projection; cytoplasm; plasma membrane
Molecular function (GO): GTPase activator activity
Source: RefSeq, a predicted model, not a curated record
CGCUGCGAGGCGGCGUGCCCGUGCCUCAGAGCAUCGUGUGGACAAGCGGAGAGAUAGAGACACAGAGCCGGAGCUUUACCACACCAAGUAUCCGCCGAAUGUCUGCCUCUUCACGCUGCAAAUGAAUAAUCCUCACAUUCCCAUGUCUGCCAGUUGACAUAGUGAAUGCAAAGGGCCAGGCUUCCACCCCUGCAAGGAUUUAAUAGUCCUACCACGGGCUGAGCGUUUCUCUUUUUCAGCAGGAGAACCUGACAUUUCCUGUGGCAGAUUUACUUACUGGAUCAUGGCACAGACCAACAGUGGUGGGCAAGGCACCAACGGGGUAGCAGAUGAGUCCCCCAACAUGAUAGUGUACAGAAAGAUGGAGGAAGUAAUAGCCCGCAUGCAGGACGAGAAAAAUGGCAUCCCCAUUCGAACAGUGAAAAGCUUUCUCACCAAGAUCCCCAGUGUUUUUUCAGGUUCAGAUAUUGUACAGUGGAUGAUCAAGAACUUGGACAUUGAGGAUCAAGUGGAAGCUCUUCACUUAGGAACACUGAUGGCUGCACACGGUUAUUUCUUUCCGAUCUCCGAUCACGUGCUCACUCUCAAAGACGAUGGUACUUUCUACAGGUUUCAGACUCCGUACUUUUGGCCAUCAAACUGCUGGGAACCAGAAAACACAGACUAUGCUGUUUACCUCUGCAAACGAACAAUGCAAAAUAAAGCACGUCUUGAACUUGCAGACUAUGAAGCAGAGAGCUUAGCCAGGCUACAGAGAGCCUUCGCCAGGAAAUGGGAGUUCAUUUUUAUGCAAGCAGAAGCACAAGCAAAAGUGGACAAGAAAAGAGACAAAAUUGAGAGGAAAAUUCUCGACAGUCAGGAAAGAGCAUUCUGGGACGUGCACAGACCAGUGCCUGGAUGUGUGAACACAACAGAAGUUGACAUAAAGAAGUCGUCCAGAAUGAAAAACCCCCACAAAACCAGGAAGUCUGUGUAUGGACUACAGAAUGACAUCCGUACCCACAGCCCGACCCACACUCCUGCCCCAGAGGCCAAGCAGCCCACGGAAGAGGAACUGCAGGAACAGAUCACCUUUUGGCAACUGCAAUUAGACCGGCAUCGACUGAAAAUGUCCAAAGUGGCAGAGAGUUUGUUGGGCUACACAGAGCAGUACGUAGAAUACGACCCGUUCCUCACGCCCCCGGAUCCGUCCAACCCCUGGAUCUCAGAUGACACCACACUCUGGGAGCUCGAAGCCAGUAAGGAACCCGGCCAGCAGAGGGUAAAGAGGUGGGCUUUUGGCAUCGACGAGGUUCUGAAAGAUCCUAUCGGUAGAGAACAGUUUCUUAAGUUUCUGGAGUCGGAGUUUAGCUCAGAGAAUCUCAGGUUCUGGCUAGCAGUCCAAGAACUAAAGAAACGUCCCAUCAGAGAAGUUCCUGCUCGGGUUCAGGAAAUCUGGCAGGAGUUUCUGGCUCCUGGAGCCCCCAGUGCCAUCAACGUAGACUCCAAGAGCUACGACAAAACCACUCAGAAUGUCAAAGACCCGGGGCGCUACGCCUUCGAGGAUGCACAGGAACACAUCUACAAGCUGAUGAAGAGUGAUUCUUACAGUCGUUUCAUUCGCUCUAGUGCCUACCAGGAAUUAUUACAGGCCAAGAAGAAGAAAAGCAAGAACUUGUUCUGAAGGCUGUUCCUUCCAGGGGAACCCACAGGCAUCCAAGAGGCUGACCAGUUGUUUGUCGUCCCGCUAACCUGCCAUCUCGCUCUCUGUAUCCCUCUACGGGACACGGAGAGAAGGAUCAUCUCAUCUCUUUGUCAUCUUUGUCUGUCCAGCCGUACUUGGCUCAGCUGGGCGAUGAGCCAGGCCCUCUGUCCGUCUGUUGUCCACAGGAUGUUGCAUGUCCACGGAGAGGAUGUUCCUUCUUUGUCUCUCUUCUUACACUCCCUGUUAUAUUCCUAGUAUUCUCAGCAGGGAGACACUGCUGGACUUGUAAGGACAUUCACAGACCUGCAGGAGAAAAAAAAAAGAAUAAGAAAAUGUAAUUGAAAAAAGGAAUUUCGACUGUAGUAUUCUGGUUCUUUCCAUCCUAACAGCUGGGCCGGAGCCCCUUCUCUCACUUCCAGCUAAAGCAAAUGAUGUCAGAGAGAAAAGUAGGGGGAAAAACCACAGAGAAAACCACAAACAAAUAAACAUGACAGAUCGAACUGAUAAAGCGAACACACGUCAGUGCUUUACAGGAUCUGAGUUCAGAAAUACGUUGUCAUGCUAUGGGAAGUGUUGUGCAGAAUGAAUAUACUAUAUAUAAAUAUAUAUACAUAUAAUAUGAUUACAAUUCUUAUUAUUUAUUGUGCAUUUAUAUUUUUGUUUGUAUUAUUUUAUUGCACUACAAUAAUUAGCACAUGCAGUUGCCAUUGCACUUGUAAAGUCACAUUCAAAAUUCUGAAGAAAAAAAAGCUGUCUCCUGUCUAAUGUAGAACAUAAUUCUUUGUUAUUCUGUCCUGCAUUUAUUUUUAUACCAUAUUUAAAGACACUUUUACUUACUUGUAUUAUUAAAGUUUGCCCUCUAUCUGUUA